GACCAUGGAUGUGGCUGUGCUAGUGGGAGACCUGAAGCUGGUCAUCAAUGAGCCCAGCCGCCUGCCACUAUUUGACGCCAUUCGGCCCCUGAUCCCACUGAAGCACCAGGUGGAAUACGACCAGCUGACCCCCCGACGCUCGAGGAAGCUGAAGGAGGUGCGUCUGGACCGUCUGCACCCCGAAGGGCUCGGCCUCAGCGUGCGUGGGGGCCUCGAGUUCGGCUGUGGGCUCUUCAUCUCCCACCUCAUCAAAGGCGGUCAGGCAGACAGCGUCGGGCUGCAGGUAGGGGAUGAGAUUGUCCGGAUCAAUGGAUAUUCCAUCUCCUCCUGCACCCACGAGGAGGUCAUCAACCUCAUCCGAACCAAGAAGACUGUGUCCAUCAAAGUGAGACACAUUGGCCUGAUCCCUGUGAAGAGCUCUCCCGACGAGCCCCUCAAAUGGCAGUAUGUGGAGCAGUUUGUGUCAGAAUCUGGGGGCGGGCGGAGCAGCCUAGGCUCCCUCGGGAGUCGGGAAAACAGGGAGAAGAAGGUCUUCAUCAGCCUGGUGGGUUCCCGGGGCCUUGGCUGCAGCAUUUCCAGUGGCCCCAUCCAGAAACCCGGCAUCUUCAUCAGCCAUGUGAAGUCUGGCUCCCUGUCUGCUGAGGUGGGGUUGGAGACAGGAGACCAGAUUGUUGAAGUCAAUGGCAUCGACUUCUCCAACCUGGACCACAAGGAGGCCGUGAACGUGCUGAAGAGUAGCCGCAGCCUGACCAUCUCCAUUGUAGCUGGAGCUGGCCGAGAGCUGUUCAUGACAGACCGGGAGCGGCUGGCCGAGGUGCGGCAGCGUGAGCUGCAGCGACAGGAGCUUCUGAUGCAGAAGCGCCUGGCCAUGGAGUCCAACAAGAUCCUCCAGGAGCAGCAGGAGAUGGAGCGGCAAAGGAGAAAGGAAAUUGCCCAGAAGGCUGCAGAGGAAAACGAGAGAUAUCGGAAGGAGAUGGAACAGAUCGUGGAAGAGGAAGAGAAGUUUAAGAAGCAGUGGGAAGAAGACUGGGGCUCAAAGGAACAGCUGCUCUUGCCUAAAACCAUCACAGCUGAGGUGCACCCUGUACCACUUCGCAAGCCAAAGUAUAAACAGGGAGUGGAGCCUGAGCCUGAGCUCGAACCCACAGAUGACCUGGAUGGAGGCAUGGAGGAGCAGGGAAAGCAGGAUUUCCGAAAGUAUGAGGAAGGCUUUGACCCCUACUCCGUGUUCACCCCAGAGCAGAUCGCAGGGAAGGAUGUCCGGCUCCUGCGCAUUAAGAAGGAAGGAUCCUUAGACCUGGCCCUGGAAGGCGGUGUGGACUCCCCGAUUGGGAAGGUGGUCGUCUCGGCUGUUUACGAAGGGGGGGCUGCUGAACGGCACGGUGGCAUUGUGAAAGGGGACGAGAUCAUGGCGAUCAAUGGCAAGAUCGUGACAGACUACACCCUGGCCGAGGCUGAGGCCACCCUGCAGAAGGCCUGGAAUCAGGGUGGGGACUGGAUUGACCUUGUUGUUGCUGUCUGCCCCCCCAAGGAGUACGACGAUGAACUGACGUUCUUCUGAAGUCCAGAAGGAGAAACCGAAUUCACCCCUAGAAGACGAUGAGCUCUGGACCCACCUCCCAAACACAAAAGCCAAUGACCGUCCUUGAAAGAGCCCAGCCUGCAGGCACCAGAAGGCAUCCCUGUAAACCCAGCACCCAGGAAUUUCAAACUGAACUAGGCCCUGAACUAGGGCUGGAUAAGGAACACUGAGGGCCUCUCUUCUCAGGGCCACCAUGGGGGAGGGAGCAACCAGUAGCUCCGGAGAGGGCCUUAGGGAUCUGGUCCUGUGAAUUUGGUCUCUCCCAGUCCUGGGGGACUCCUGCCUUAAGCCCUAAUAGGACCCAAUUCCUGAGUCUCUCUCCAUCCCUCUCCUCCCGCUCCUGCUGUAAUUGCUGCCAGGAUCACUGCUGCAAGCCUUACUCGAUUUCAUUAAUAAAAUAAGAGAUUUCUUUUCCAGUUUA
Molecule: messenger RNA, 2003 nt
Organism: Galeopterus variegatus (Sunda flying lemur)
Lineage: Eukaryota; Metazoa; Chordata; Mammalia; Dermoptera; Cynocephalidae
Gene: USH1C
Product: Usher syndrome 1C (autosomal recessive, severe)
Exons: 19
Coding region: 5-1561 (518 amino acids)
Biological process (GO): sensory perception of sound; inner ear auditory receptor cell differentiation; inner ear receptor cell stereocilium organization
Cellular component (GO): cilium; photoreceptor inner segment; stereocilium tip
Molecular function (GO): protein binding
Source: RefSeq, a predicted model, not a curated record